AUGAAAUGGAGCAAAGAUGUUAACAUGUUUAUUAUGCGAACUUACUUCUACAUUACUAAAUUAGAAACCAAUAUGACCACUUACAGACCACAAUUGCAUGAACUUUUUGUACGACAAUACCCAGAGGUAACUGUUUCAGAACAAAGACUUUCAGAUCAGAGAAGAGCUAUAAUUAGAAAUAAACUUCUGUCCCAAGAAAUAUUAGAACAAUUAAAACAGGAAACACGAGUACGCCUACAAGAAGAAGAUAAUAACUCAGACCCUAAUUCUGGCCUAUUGUCACAAAGCAUUACUGAAUUUACUCAACAACUACAAUCACAAUCAGGUGCUCAAUUGGAAAAUAACAUACAACAUCAAAAUAAUUACUCGCGGGGGUUUACACAAAUAUCACAAACAUCCACACAAACCGAGUCAGUUGCAUUCAUGCUAGAAAACGAUACUGAAACUUUAGUCGACGAAGAUCAAAAUCCUAUAACAGAUAAACUUGCCCAAGAGCUACAUGACAAGUUAACAACUGUACUAACACAGUACUCUGGGAUGGACCCGGCAGUUCGACCUAAACUCCCUAAACUUAAGUAUGGCCCCAAUCUCUUUCGGCUUGUCAAUUUAUUUAAUGAAAAUAUACUCAAACAGUUUAUCACUAAUGACACACAACUAACAGAUAUACACACACUUAUAUACUGCACAGCGGUAGUUAUAUCGGAAGAACUAAACUUUAAAAUUACAGAACAUACAAGAAAUACUAGACCAAGAAAAGAUAUCAAACCACCAUGGCAACAAAGAUUAGAAAAAGACAUAGAAAAAUUGAGGGCAGACUGCGGUAGACUUACACAGUAUAUAAAUAACAACAGAUCAAAUAAAGUAGUUAAGAGAGUUGAGGCUAUAUUUCGGAGCAAUUUAACACACACCAAACAUGAAAGUAACAACAAAAAACCGGAAGAGUUCUUAGACACUUUAAAACAAAAAUUAGCAAUUAAAGUUCAUAGGCUCAGAAGAUAUAAGAAAUCACAACAACGCAGAAACGAUAACACCAUAUUCACUACAAACGAAAAAUUGUUUUAUAGGAACCUACAAAAACCAAGUAACAGUACAAAUGAAGAAAAUAAUACAAACACGAACAACGCUAGCACACCCACAAAAGAACAACUAGAAACAUUUUGGUCUGGCAUUUGGGAAGAUCAAGUGCAACAUAAUGACAAAGCAACAUGGAUAACAGUAGAGGAAACAAAUUGGAGAGCAAUAGAUGAAAUGGAAUUUGAAGAAAUUACAGAGUUUGACAUUACAAGUAUAACAGAUAGAUUACAUAAUUGGAAAUCACCUGGGAUAGACAAAAUACACAAUUUUUGGUAUAAAAAGCUAACUUCUCUACACCAAAUCAUAGCAAAAAAUUUUACAGAAAUAAUAUUAGGACAACAGAACAUACCUGACUUCAUUACAACAGGAAUAACUUACAUGCUACCAAAGACUAAAAAUUCAUCUCACCCAUCCCAAUAUAGACCGAUCACAUGCCUACCGACGUUAUACAAAAUACUAACAUCGGCAAUCGCAAUAAAAAUCAACUCGCAUAUCGAACACCACAGUAUAAUGGCAGAGGAACAGAAGGGUUGUAGACGAGGCCACAUGGGAUGCAAGGAACAGCUGAUCAUUGAUUCAGCAAUACAUAAACAUGCCACCACAAAAAACAGAAACCUUCAUUGCACCUAUAUUGACUAUAAAAAAGCCUUUGAUAGCGUUCCACACUCCUGGUUAUUACAAAUAUUAGAAAUCUAUAAAAUAAACACAAGAAUAAUAAAUUUUCUGCGCAAUAUAAUGUCAAAAUGGAAAACAACACUUCAAGUCAAUAGCACCAACAACACCGUUACAACGCGACAGAUAUCCAUUAAAACAGGUAUAUACCAAGGGGAUUCCUUAAGUCCCUUGUGGUUUUGUCUUGCUCUUAACCCUCUGUCUCACUUACUACAACGACGUCGGAUUGGAUAUUGCCAUAAACAUGCUGCCGAAGAAACAGUCAUCUCGCACCUUAUAUAUAUGGACGAUAUUAAACUAUAUGCACAAUCAGAAAAAGAUAUGAAGAAAUUAGUAGAAACCACAGCAGAGUUCAGUAAAGAUAUCAACAUGCAAUUUGGUCUAGAUAAAUGUAAAACACUUCACAUCAUACGGGGCAAGGUACGUCCUGGUAACUAUGUAAUUAAUAAUACAGAUACAAUAACAGCAAUGGAACCGGCUGAUUUAUAUAAAUAUUUAGGAUAUGCACAAUUGAAGGGCCUCGAUCACGUAAGAAUCAAAGACACGCUUACUACAGAAUAUAAAAAAAGACUUAAUGCCAUAUGUAAGACUCAACUGUCAGGUAAACAUCUCAUCAAGGCCAUAAAUACCUAUGCUAUCCCCAUAUUGACCUACUCAUUUGGUGUUAUAAGAUGGACAAAAACAGACACAGCACAACUUGAAAGAAUUACACGCACUACACUUACGAAACAUAACAACUUACACCCUAAAUCAGCAAUAGAAAGACUUACAAUCAAAAGACAAGAAGGAGGGAGAGGCCUAAUAGACAUCCAACACCUUUGGCGAAAACAAGUGAGUCGUUUAAAAACAUUCUUUUACUCAAAAUCAGCUAUUAGUAAAAUACAUAAAGCAAUAGUUCUAAAUGAUCAUAAUUACACCCCGCUUAACUUAAGUGAACAAACAGACACAGAAAAUGUUAACAACGACGACCCGCAAAAACAAAAGAUUGAAGACUGGAAGAAAAAAGUAUUGCAUGGUAGACAUCCUCAUGAUUUGGAACAAACACAUAUAAAUUCAAUAGCAUCAAAUAAAUGGCUUAAAAUAGGUAAUUUAUUCCCAGAAACUGAAGGAUUCAUGAUUGCAAUCCAAGACCAGAUAAUUAAUACAAAAAAUUACAGGAAAUUUAUAAUAAAAGAUUCAUCAGUAAUAAAUGAUAAAUGUCGCAAAUGUCGAAUCCAACCAGAAACUAUUCAACACAUUACAGGAGCUUGCACAGCACUUGCUCAAACAGACUACACUCAUAGACAUAAUCAAGUAGCAAACGUCAUUCACCAGAAUCUGGCUCUCAAAUACGCACUCAUACAUGAAUCAAUCACUCCAUACUACAAGUAUACACCACAAACUAUCCUAGAGAAUACAACACACAAACUUUACUACGACCGCGCCAUACUCACUGACAGAACUAUUCAUUUUAAUAGACCUGACAUAACUUUACAAGACAAAUUAAAUAAAAUUACAUACUUAAUAGAUAUUGCAGUUCCUAACACACAUAACAUACAGAAGACCAUAAUUGAAAAAAUUAGUAAAUACGCAGAGCUCAAAGAUGAAUUAGUUAGAAUUUGGCGACAGGAAAAAGUAUAUGUUAUCCCAAUUGUUCUCUCUACAACAGGCGUUAUUCCAAACCAUCUUCUUCAUAGUCUUAAAUUAUUAGGUUUUAAAGAAAACCUCUACAUAACAUUACAAAAAUCCGUAAUUUUGAAUACUUGUAGGAUUGUGAGAAAGUUCAUGCAGAUGGAAGAGAACGAAGUGGGUCCUUAG
This is a messenger RNA of Hyposmocoma kahamanoa, 3543 nucleotides long. RefSeq lists its product as uncharacterized. The transcript has a single exon. The record is from RefSeq and is a predicted model, not a curated record. Lineage: Eukaryota; Metazoa; Arthropoda; Insecta; Lepidoptera; Cosmopterigidae. Bases 1 to 3543 code for a protein of 1180 amino acids.